GCCCGCUGUCAAACAGCCUAUUUUUGAUUGUUUACAUCGAUUGCAGAAAAAUUUUGGGAAGAAAUCCCUGCGAAAGCAUUGAAAAUGUCCGAAUACAACAAAGCUAAAAUCAGUAAACUCGUUCUAAAGGGUGAAAGUUCUAAGGGUACCAAGCGAAAGCACAAAAAGGACAAGAAGGAUAAAGAAGCUAAGCGAGCGCUCGUGGUCGAUACGGACGCGGUGAAGCACGGCGGUUGGUGGCAGGUCGCGAAAACUAGCGACAUUACCGGCUCGAUCGCACUCCAGUUCGAUAAGCAGGCGUACGUGAAAGCGCUGGACAAUGGGCUAUUCACACUGGGCGCACCGCACAACGAGGGUGAUCCGCCGGAUCCGGAAGAAAUCUUCAGCGCCGUACUGAUCAACGAGCAGAAGGUGGCCUUCAAGUCCGGCUACGGCAAAUACCUGAAGGUGGAGAAGGACGGCAUGAUAACGGGGCGGUCGGAUGCGGUGUCGGCGCUGGAGCAGUUCGAGCCAGUGUUUGAGCAGGGCAAAACGGCACUGCUGGCGGCGAACGGUUGCUUCGUGUCGGUCGAUCCGGAGGACGAUGCGCUGGUGGCUAUCAAGAAGAAGGUGGGCAGCGAUGAGGUGUGCACGAUACGGAGCUGCGCCGGAAGGGAGGACAUUUCCAGCAAGGAGCUGCCGGUGGAGGAAUCGGGCGAUCUCGAUCAAGUGGAGCUAAACUAUGUGAAAAAGUUUCAAAAGUUCCAAGACAAGAAGAUACGCGUAAGCAAGGAGGACAAAUUGACUCUGAAAAAGGCAAAAGAGGACGGCGCCCUGCAUGAAGCAUUGCUGGAUCGGAGAAGCAAGAUGAAAGCGGAUCGAUACUGCAAAUAAGAAUAGAUUGUUCGCAAAAAAGUCGCCCCCAAUAAAGAACGCUUACAAAGACACAAGGUUAAGAUAAAGUA
Messenger RNA from Anopheles arabiensis, 944 nucleotides. It is a transcript of the gene FRG1, whose product is annotated as protein FRG1 homolog. Gene Ontology annotation, molecular function: actin filament binding. Gene Ontology annotation, cellular component: striated muscle dense body; nucleolus; catalytic step 2 spliceosome. Lineage: Eukaryota; Metazoa; Arthropoda; Insecta; Diptera; Culicidae. The record is from RefSeq and is a predicted model, not a curated record. The transcript has 3 exons. The coding region runs from base 85 to 873 and encodes 262 amino acids.